AUGAGCAGCAUGUCCGCAGAAGACAGCAAUGGCCCUCGCCAUCGAAAAUCAGCCCACUCGUACACCAAACAAGAUUUGAAAAAUGCCAUCAAUUUGAUAGUGGAGCGUGGUACUUCCAUACGACGAGCAGCUUUCGUUUGUAACGUUCCACGGACCACGCUGUCGACUUAUUUAAGAUCCUUGACGCACGGUAAAAUCAGCAAGCUGUUGCCCCAAGAGGAGCAGGCACUCUUCCAAUGGAUGACGGAUUGUUGCAAGCGAGGAUUUUCGAUUAAAAAACGAAACCUGGAAACCGCCGCCGAAGCUUUGGUUCAAAAAACCAUCCCUGUGCGUAUGCACCCGUUCCAGGAUUCCGAGUUUGGGCGACGGUGCUAUCAAAAGUUUGUCAAAAGAUGGCUCUCUAUCGACCGGACCAAGGAUCGGAAGCACAUUGGCACCAUAAUCGAGUGGUUCAUGCACAUCGAGAGCUACCUCGUGGAAUCGAAUCUGUUCGAAAUACUGAACCAUCCCGCACGAGUCUUUCUGUGUGAUGAAUUGCGCUUUCGCGAGCGCGUCGAGAUGCAAGAAAACGUACGGACGGUGCUGAAAAAAAUGACCAUGCUCUAUACAUUCACGGCCGCCGGUCAGCAUCUCUCACCGUUGCUCGUUUACCCAUACCACCGGGAUGUGCCGCUCGACAUAGUGAAAGCUGCCCCCAAAAACUGCGCCAUUGUCGCUCAUGAGCACGGACUAGUCACUCCUAAAACGUUCGCGGCCUACCUGGACAAGGUGGUGGACAAGUUUGUGACGACAAACAACAUUCCCAAGCCGAUCAUCAUGUUCGUGGAUGAAACGCAGGUCGAUCUAACGUUGCAUCUGCACAACACUUGCAAACGUUUGGGCAUCGUGCUGCUAGGUCUGUCGGCAUCACAGGUUGUUAAGCCUACGGCAAACACGUUCAACGAUGUGUGCAACGGUUGGGAGGAGCAAUUGCCACGGUGGGAAAAAGAGAGUGGGCGCAAAUUUUCACUCGCCGAAUGCGCUGGCUUGAUGCAAUCGGUCAAUCAAAGCUACAUUCAAAGUACCGUUUUGAUAAAAGAUUUCGCUGCCAGCAACCUGUGCCCGUGGAGUCGUCCUGUUCGACAUGUAGGUGAUUCUUCUGAAACUGAGCCUGCCGGUACCUCGCAGGACGCAAAUGACAUUGAAAACAUGGAAGAGGACGACGAGGACGACGACAAUGAAAUUGAACACUUUCUCGAAAACGUUGACGGUUGGUCUGACGAGGAAGGUGACGCUGGGGAUUUUAAUGAUGAAGACAAUGACUUCACGGAUGAUUUAGAUGAGUUUGAUCAGGAAAACGAAGUGCAGGAUGCUUUAAUGCAGAGCAUAGAAAAGGAGUUGAGAGCAAAGUUCAGAAAAGAUAAAACCACAAAUGGUCCAGCGGUGGUAGACGACGAAUUUGACGAGCGUACGUCCACCGACGCACCUAAGGAUGUUCCCGCCAGUGAGUCCGUCAAUGCGGUCAAAGAAUGUGAUCAAGAAGCGCCGGAUGCGCAACAGACAACCAACUCGGAUGAGGAAAACGAAGGCCCGCCUGAUGAUAUCGAUAUCAGUAUUAAUUUCAUUGAUUUCAAACGCGCGAUUGGCAGUGAGCUUACGGAAAAAUUCGAACGUAAGCUUGAAGUUGAAACCCGCCUAACAUUGGGCAAUCAUGCGGAGAAUGUGUUGUACGAUAUAUAUCGUCAAUUUCGAUGCGAUAUUGUCACCGAUAGCGACGAUGAUUAUAACGAUGUGGUGGAAGUUGGAGACGAUUGAACGCAUUUCGCAGAUUACAAAAGCACGCAUUUAUGUCUAGGUUGCAUUCCAUUACUAGUAAGGAGUAUUCAGUUUGAUUGCAAAUUUUAUUUAUUCUACCCUUCCGAGCGAUGCCACAGCUGGGUGUUGGGUGUAGCACAAACUACCAAAUAGAACAAUUAGUUCUCUAU
Messenger RNA from Anopheles nili, 1964 nucleotides. RefSeq lists its product as uncharacterized. The record is from RefSeq and is a predicted model, not a curated record. The coding region runs from base 1 to 1794 and encodes 597 amino acids. Lineage: Eukaryota; Metazoa; Arthropoda; Insecta; Diptera; Culicidae. The transcript has 2 exons. Gene Ontology annotation, molecular function: DNA binding.